CGGCUCCGGCAGUCCUGCCCUACCACUCCUACCCUUUCCCCUCGGCCUGGGUUAACUUAGUCGCCGGGCUGAAGCGCCAAGAUUUCGUUGGAUUUUUCGCGCUAUCCUCACAAAAAGUUCGCCCACUUCGCCCACCGCCUUCAACCCUCCAUCCUCCCCCACAACACUCUCUCUCAAUCAGUCCUUUUCACACAACGACAUCAUGAGUGACGAAGUUUACGAGGGUGCCAUUGGCAUCGAUCUUGGCACAACCUACUCUUGCGUUGCCAACUACGAGGGCACCAAUGUCGAGAUCAUCGCCAACGAGCAGGGUAGCUUCACCACCCCUUCAUUCGUUUCUUUCACCAGCGAGGAGCGCUUGAUCGGUGAGGCCGCAAAGAACCAAGCCGCCAUGAACCCCGAGAACACCGUUUUCGAUGUCAAGCGAUUGAUUGGUCGCAGGUUCGACGACGAGACCGUCAAGAAGGACGUUCAGUCGUGGCCCUUCAAGGUCGUCGACCAGGGCGGCAACCCCGUCGUCGAGGUUGAGUACUUGGGUGAGACCAAGACUUUCUCCCCCCAGGAGAUCUCCGCCAUGGUCCUCGUCAAGAUGAAGGAAGUUGCCGAGACCAAGCUCGGAAAGAAGGUUGAGAAGGCAGUCAUCACCGUCCCCGCCUACUUCAACGACAACCAGCGUCAGGCUACCAAGGACGCCGGUGCCAUCGCCGGCCUCAACGUCCUCCGUAUCAUCAACGAGCCCACCGCCGCUGCCAUCGCCUACGGUCUCGGUUCCGGCAAGUCUGAGAAGGAGAGGAACGUCCUCAUCUACGACUUGGGUGGUGGUACUUUCGAUGUCUCCCUCCUCCACAUCCAGGGCGGUGUCUUCACCGUCAAGGCUACUGCCGGAGACACCCAUUUGGGUGGCCAAGACUUCGAUACCAACCUCCUUGAUCAUUUCAAGAAGGAGUUCCAGAAGAAGACCAAGAAGGACCUCUCCAGCGAUGCUCGUGCCCUUCGCCGUCUCCGAACUGCUUGCGAGCGUGCCAAGCGUACUCUCUCCAACGCUACCCAGACCACCGUUGAGAUCGACUCUCUCUUCGAUGGCGAGGACUUCAACUCCAACAUCACCCGUGCCCGUUUCGAGGACUUGAACGCCAAGGCCUUCAACGGCACCAUCCAGCCCGUCGAGCAGGUCCUCAAGGAUGCCUCUCUCGACAAGUCCAAGGUUGACGAGAUCGUCCUCGUUGGUGGCUCCACCCGUAUCCCCAGGAUACAGAAGCUCCUUUCCGACUUCUUCAACGGCAAGAAGCUCGAGAAGAGCAUCAACCCCGAUGAGGCCGUCGCCUACGGUGCUGCCGUCCAGGCCGGUAUCCUCUCCGGAAGGGCCACCUCCGCCGACACCGCUGACCUUUUGCUCCUCGAUGUCGUCCCUCUCUCCCUCGGUGUCGCCAUGGAGGGUAACAUCUUCGCUCCCGUCGUUCCCCGUGGUUCUACCGUCCCUACUUUGAAGAAGAGGACUUUCACCACUGUCCAGGACUCCCAGACCACCGUUCAGUUCCCCGUCUACCAGGGUGAGCGUGUCAACUGCGAGGACAACACCUCUCUCGGAGAGUUCACUCUUGCUCCCAUCCCUCCCAUGAAGGCUGGUGAUGCCGUCCUCGAGGUCGUCUUCGAGGUCGAUGUCAACGGUAUCCUCAAGGUCACCGCCACCGAGAAGACCUCCGGCCGCAGCGCCAACAUCACCAUCUCCAACUCCGUUGGUAAGCUCUCAUCCACUGAGAUCGAGGACAUGAUCAACGACGCCGCCAAGUUCAAGACCAGCGACGAGGCCUUCAGCAAGAAGUUCGAGUCCAGGCAGCAGCUUGAGACCUACAUCUCCCGCGUUGAGGAGAUGGUCUCCGACCCCACCACCUCCAUCAGGCUCAAGCGUGGCCAGAAGGAGAAGAUCGAGUCCGCUCUCAGCGACGCCAUGGCCCAGCUCGAGAUCGAGGACGCCCCCGCCGAGGACCUCAAGAAGAAGGAGCUCGCUCUCAAGAGGGUCGUCACCAAGGCCUUCGCCACCCGCUAAAUGUCUUCCAUCCAAUUCAAAUGUUUGGUGCGGGUUGCGGCUGGUGCUGGUUGGUUGCUAAGUGAAUGCCCGAGGGGUUUUGCGUUUUCUCAGGCGUGAAAUGGGACACAAAAAAACUGGUGUAGUUUUACAAAAUGAACGCCGCCGGGGUAGUGCUGGAUUGUCAAUGAUUCCC
Messenger RNA from Aaosphaeria arxii CBS 175.79, 2222 nucleotides. RefSeq names its product heat shock protein-like protein. The coding region runs from base 203 to 2047 and encodes 614 amino acids. Gene Ontology annotation, molecular function: ATP hydrolysis activity; heat shock protein binding; ATP-dependent protein folding chaperone. The record is from RefSeq and is a predicted model, not a curated record. Gene Ontology annotation, biological process: vesicle-mediated transport; protein refolding; cellular response to unfolded protein. NCBI's taxonomy places the organism in Eukaryota, Fungi, Ascomycota, Dothideomycetes, Pleosporales. The transcript has 9 exons. Gene Ontology annotation, cellular component: plasma membrane; nucleus; cytosol.